AUGUUCACUCCACCCCAUGCCAACGGAACAAACGGGAGCCUCGGCAGUCCAGGCGCCUCACGCGACCGGAACUGGUAUCAAGUGACAGUCGAUCAGGCCACAGGUUUACCCGAUGUUGACCCGGUCGUGUUGCCCAAGAUCUCGCCCCGCCUGGAGGAUGCAGAGGACUUCGACGACUGGUACGACGAAGUGGUGAACAUCUUGACAGACCACAAUCUCCACCUCUUGAUCGACGCAAGUCUUCCCCGCCCAUCGCGCAGUGAUCCCACCCGACAGCAAUGGCACGAGCUGUCAUGCCAGGUCGCCAAAUGGCUCGAACUGAGCGUAAGCAACGAGUUCUAUCUUGAGAUUCGUGGCUACGGCAAUGAUGUGUACCUGGCAGAUGCCUUUAUGGCGAAUACCAAGAAGCACUUCAGCGGGAAGCAUCAUAGAGCUUUGAAACCUGCUAUGAUGAGAUUUCUCAAUACCCGACGGGCCGAUUUCGAUAAUACCAGCGACUUUAUCUCGGCUCUGGAGGAUAACUUCUCUGUCGCAAAUGCUCGCGGUGCCAUGUUUACGCCGUAUCUUGCUCUCUGUCUUAUGCUUCGGGAGUUAUCAACCGUUUUAGCGCUUGAGGCUUUUAUUGAUCUGAAGGAAAGGGAGCUGUAUGCUGUCAGUGAUCCCCAGGUCAACAUCACUGAGGCGCGCUUUCACGAAUCUUGCAGUACUAUCAUCAACCAUGUGAAGCGGGCAGGUAUUGACGCUCUCUGUUGA
Penicillium nucicola is the source of this 753-nucleotide messenger RNA. RefSeq lists its product as uncharacterized. The transcript has a single exon. NCBI's taxonomy places the organism in Eukaryota, Fungi, Ascomycota, Eurotiomycetes, Eurotiales, Aspergillaceae. Bases 1 to 753 code for a protein of 250 amino acids. The record is from RefSeq and is a predicted model, not a curated record.